Messenger RNA from Chaetomium strumarium, 1956 nucleotides. RefSeq lists its product as uncharacterized. Lineage: Eukaryota; Fungi; Ascomycota; Sordariomycetes; Sordariales; Chaetomiaceae. The transcript has 6 exons. Gene Ontology annotation, molecular function: protein binding. The record is from RefSeq and is a predicted model, not a curated record. The coding region runs from base 320 to 1885 and encodes 521 amino acids.
CACCGCCGGAGUGCAGACGACGGAAGGCAAUUGGGCCCCCAGAAGAGCGGGGGAGAUCGAGCGGUCCGCAUCUGAUUCGAAUCGCCCGGGCAGACCCCUUGUUGCCGCCCGCCCAGCCGCCUAGCGCCGUGGCACCCCCUGCUGUGCACCCCUUGACUUUAAAAGCCACUCAACCCCUCAACGCACAUCAGACCACAAGACACCCAGUAAUUUUGCAGUUGGCCGCUGAACAGCAAAAACCCCUCGAUUUCGCUCUUAGCAAGAGCCGCAAGACUUGCCUGGCUUUGACAGCCGUCGCAAUCGCAGCUUUUGAGAAAGAAUGUCGUUAAAACAGGAAAUCGAGACAUGGGUCGAAGCCCUCAAGUUCUACGAUAACAAUGAGUUCGACGAGGCAUUGAGAUCCUUUGACAGGAUCGCGGAUACCUCCAAGAUCCUGUUCAACAUGGGUGUCAUCAAUGCGACGCUCGGCCAGCACGAGCAGGCGGUUGAGUGCUAUCAACGCGCGAUCAAACUCGACCAGUACCUCGCCGUUGCAUAUUUUCAACAGGGCGUCUCCAAUUUCCUGCUCGGCGACUUCGAAGAAGCUCUGGCGAACUUCAACGACACGCUCCUCUACCUCCGCGGGAACACACUGAUCGACUAUUCGCAGCUGGGUCUGCUUUUCAAGUUGUACUCGUGCGAGGUUCUGUUCAACCGCGGCCUGUGCUACAUCUACCUUGAGCAGAUGGAGUCUGGCAUGCAGGAUCUACAGUACGCAGUCAAGGAGAAGGUGGUGGAGGAUCACAACGUGAUCGACGAUGCGAUUCGGGACGAGGCGAAGGGAUAUACGGUGUUCUCCAUUCCCGUGGGCGUCGUCUACAGACCAAACGAAGCCAAGGUGCGAAACCUGCAACAAAAGGACUACCUAGGAAAGGCCAGGCUAGUUGCUGCCUCGGAUCGCAGUAAUGCUUUCACGGGCUUCGCUGGCAUCGAGAUGCAAAAAGCGUCGGCUGUAAGCGAGGCGAAGGAUGACAGGCCAGCCGAAUCGCUCUCGUUUGCAGCUAGCAACCUCGUCAAGCCGGGCCUGCAGAGCAGGAGACAGCAAUCUGAGCCACCGAACAAUCGCAACGUGUUCCCCCCUACCCCGCCCCCUGAGAACGACAAGCCGGCACAAGUGAGCCGCGGAGCUUCCGUACGCAACGGACCUAAACCGAUUCCGAGCAGGCUCAAUCUCGAGAAAGUGAGGUCGAACGAACGAUACGAAAGGACAUCCCCAGACGGGCAGAGGCCGCGUCCAACUCGCUCCGCAUCAGCCGCUCCGUCCCGCGGCUUCUCUCAGCGUGAGCCACCUGCGCCAAGGAGAAGGAGGGACGAGGAGGAGGAUGCGUACCCAGAUGACGUUUACGAUAUGUACGGCGGUGGUGCCGGCUCUCGGAGCAGCAGGUCGCAGAGGAGCGCCGGUGGCCGGACACGAGACCGGUACAUCGAAGAGGAGGAGGAAGAGGGCAGCGACUACGACGACGCUUCUUUCGAUGAGGGCGAGUUUGAAAUGGUGUCGACCCGCAGGCCUGGCCCUGGGUCCGUCAUGUCGGGAGGGUCAAAGAGGGGUUCUUCGAGGCGAGACGCCCUGAAAACCAUCCGCGUGAAGGUCCACGCUGGAGAUGUUCGCUACAUUGUCGUUGGCCCCGCCAUCGAAUUCCCAGAUCUGGUCACGCGAAUCCAGCAGAAGUUUGAUCUGCGGCGCAGGUUCAAGAUCAAGGUCAAGGAUGAGGAUUCUCCGGAAGGCGAGAUGAUCACGAUGGGUGACCAGGAUGACCUCGACAUGGUGAUGAUGUCGGUCAAGCAAGCUGCGAGGAAACAGAGAUCUGACACGGGGAAGAUGGAGGUGUGGAUUCAGGAAAUAUAAACGACGCCGCCGGGCGAACUUGCGCUUACUGUUUUAUACCCCACCUUGUUGACGCACCAGCGUCUGGGUUU